UAUAACUCCUGCAUACGCGAUGAAGUUCUACUGCACGGAUUGCCUGCUCAAAUUUAACUGGAAUCAAGUAACAAGCGCUUUUUGGACACGAUAUCCAAACCCGUUCAGUCGACACGUGCUGUCUGAGGACAUCGUAAGCAGAUCAUUAGAAGGAGACAAGCUAGUUACUAAAAAACUAAUCACAAAGACAAACAGUCUACCAAGAUGGGCAGAGAGAUUUGUAAAUUCCAGGGUAGCGUGUAUUGUGGAGGAAUCUGUUGUUGACCCAGAGGCCAAAACUCUUACAACAUAUACAAGAAAUAUCACAUUUACAAGACUUAUGGUGGUAGAAGAAAAGUGUGUUUAUUCAGUACAUCCCAACAACAAAGAAUGGACAAUGUGCAAGAAAGAAUCUUGGAUAUCUUGUGGUAUUUUUGGUUUUGCAAGACCAGUUGAAAGAUUUGGAGUUGAAAGAUAUAAAUCAAAUUCAUCUAAGGCUCUAAAAGGUCUGAAUCAUGUGCUGGAGAAGCUAUAUAUUCCUGAAAGACUUUCAAGGCCACUCUCAAUCCCUGUGCCACAGAUGAGUUGAUAUGCCAGGUCAUCCUUCCUUCAAAUUAUGAUAUUUUGAAUCCAAAAUGUAGGAACAGGAAGUUUAUACUUUGUAAAUUUAUAACUUGUCAUACAGAUGGGGCUGCUUCAUUUCGUUACUGAUGCAGCAUAAACUAGGCACUGCCUACAAGGGGCAUGAAAUUUUUAUUUCUGCCACAUUGAGUGUUUAUCACUUUUUUGUGAAGAUCAGCUCGGAAAAAAUAUAUGUAUAUAUAAUUAUUAUAUAAAAAAGCAUUCAAAUAAAAACAAAAACAGUCAAUAUGGAGAACAGCAAGUUGCUGUGAGAAUUUUGGAAGCAAUUGCCUCCACACUAACUUGUUUGUCUUGGUUAAUAUGGGUUCAUUUUAUAAAGGGAUUGUCAUCAUCGAGGAAAGCAAUAAGGUGGAUAGGUAAUGUGCAGACUCUCUUCUCUCCACGCAACAACCAUUCAAUCCCUGUGCCAUGUAAAAAACAAUUUGGCAACUAAAAUUUCAUAUUGGGGUGUCAUUUUUUUAGAUUUUAGGUUGACAAAUGGUGACUUUGGAAAGAAGUGAACUUUGGGCCCUUGUCGAAAAUGUGAAAAAGCUGUACCAUGCUUCCCUAUUAACUCAGAAUUUAUUCACCUGAUUUUAAUGAUUUUACUACAAUGCUUCAGGUAACUCCCACUCACAACUCUCAGCUCAUUCAAA
This is a messenger RNA of Pocillopora verrucosa, 1256 nucleotides long. Its product is annotated as PRELI domain-containing protein 1, mitochondrial-like. Gene Ontology annotation, cellular component: mitochondrial intermembrane space. The record is from RefSeq and is a predicted model, not a curated record. Gene Ontology annotation, biological process: phospholipid transport. NCBI's taxonomy places the organism in Eukaryota, Metazoa, Cnidaria, Anthozoa, Scleractinia, Pocilloporidae. Gene Ontology annotation, molecular function: phosphatidic acid transfer activity.